This is a messenger RNA of Topomyia yanbarensis, 800 nucleotides long. Its product is annotated as mitochondrial intermembrane space import and assembly protein 40-B. The coding region runs from base 145 to 630 and encodes 161 amino acids. NCBI's taxonomy places the organism in Eukaryota, Metazoa, Arthropoda, Insecta, Diptera, Culicidae. Gene Ontology annotation, molecular function: protein-disulfide reductase activity. The transcript has 2 exons. Gene Ontology annotation, biological process: protein import into mitochondrial intermembrane space. The record is from RefSeq and is a predicted model, not a curated record. Gene Ontology annotation, cellular component: mitochondrial intermembrane space.
AUUUCUACGUCAAACUACGGGCUGCUAUCACACUGACGGGAGAUUUUCAGGCAAUUCCGUGCAGUUUUGUUGUUCAUAAGGCUGGACCAGUGCUACUAGGCCUAGUGGAAACACACCUCGAAUUCUGAAUACACAGUGGACACAAUGUCCUUUUGUAAAAGUUUCGGUAAAGAUAAGGUUAUAUUUGCCACAAAAGAGGAUCAUGCGAAGCCCAGUACAAUACAAUUACCGGAAUCGGAACCGGCGCCUGGCUUGAUUCUGGAAAACGGGGAUAUCAACUGGAGCUGUCCGUGUCUGGGUGGAAUGGCGACCGGGCCGUGUGGCGUUGAAUUUCGGGACGCAUUCUCUUGUUUUCAUUAUAGCGAGGCGCAACCGAAAGGAUCAGACUGUUACGAUGCCUUCAAAACAAUGCAAGACUGUAUGGCAAACUAUCCGGGUGUGUAUAAACAAAAUCUACGGGACGACGAAGAAGACACAGAGAACGGGCUUGGUUUGGGCGCAAUGCUCGACGAUGAGGAAGAGGAUCCAGACAGACAGUCCCUAAAGACGGAAUCAGCAGCGACGGAAAGUGGAAAUAUCAGGUCUGGAGGUGAUGAGCCGCUGACAGCUGUAGCGCAUAAAGCAACCUAGCGUUGAUCGCAUAGUUGUAGUUUAUGAUAAAGUUUUUCAGAGUAGACGGAACUUGUUUGGAUUUUGCACAUUGAUGACUUAAUUGCUAACCUAUCUUAUAAACCGAUUCUGCGGCAUUAAUUUUGCCUGUAUAUCUUGUUUCACACUGUAAUAGCGUAGAACUUCAUAAA